GAUACUUUUCCUCUCGCGCGAAGGGAUCUUAUAAUCGAACAGCACCUUGAAAUCAGCCCUUAGUUCUUUGAGGUUCAUCAGCCGAGCAAGAUGAACGCUGCAAGAAUGAGAGCGCUUUUGCUCGUGCUGUUAGCCGCUGGCUCGAUUGCAGCACCUUUUGCUGGCAUUGAGAUCGACGCCAAGUCAGGAGAGUGCAUAAAAAAAACGCGCUUUCAGCCUGGAAAAGAAUACACCUACAGCUAUGUGGGAGAAACCGUAAGCGCCGUCAAUGGAUCUUCGGAGGAGCGAUCAGCGCUCAAGAUCGUUGCGCGCUGCAUUAUACAGACUGUCGGCAAUUGCACACAUGUCUUGAAGAUAAACAACGCAGAGCUCUGGGAAGCCCAGAGCAAGACCCUUUCCCCGCGAGACUACCGCGUCUCUGAGGGAUCAGCAAAAUUUGCUCGAGAGCUCGCCGCUCAUGAACUUCACUUCCAUACGAAGAAUGGCGCCAUCACCGGAGUUUCUCCCAACGCCUCAGAGCCCGUGCACGUGUUGAACAUCAAGAAGGGAAUUCUAAGCGCCCUUCAAGUCCAGCUGGUUAACAAGAAAACCGCACGACUGGAAGAGACGGAUGUUGCCGGCAAGUGCAAAGUAAGCUAUCAGGUGCAUAAGAACCACAUCACCGGCCGGGCGAAAGUCGUCUCCAAGAGCCGUAACCUGACCGACUGCUCCGAACGCUCCAAGACCGAUCUGGGAAUCCACAUCCACCACUACAAUGAGAAGGCCAUCAGCUUGCUCUCCUGUAAGAGUAACUGCCGCUAUCUCCUGUCCGACAAGCUCCGCGUCCAGAAGGUCACGUGCGAGGAAGAGCACGUCUUCCGCCCUUUCUCCGCUGGACACCAACACACCGCUGGCGCAAUGACUACCACCAAGCAGGUUUUGGUGUUGCAGAGUGUAAAAAAGAUGGAGGUCAUCCCGCGCUUCCCUCAAGGGUUGAAAAUCAUGCCACUGUCGUACAAUCAUUCGCGCGAGGACUCUGCAGACAAAGACUACAACACCGCCAUCAAGAUUAUCACCCAGCUUGUCCGUGAAUCCAUGGAGGAGACUAAGCCCGAGUCUGCGCGUCUCUUCUCUCGUCUGGUGUUUGCUCUGCGCAAGUUGACAGAGAAGGCCAUGACGGUAGUGUGGGAUGAAGUAUUUGAUUGUGACAAGUCCGGCCUCUGUAAGCCAGAGGAGAAAAAUCGAUUCCAGAUGUACCUUCUGGACGCUCUGCCACACUGCGGUUCCUCAGGCUGCGCCAAAGUCAUGAUGAAUGCAAUCAAGAAUGAGUUGGUCAGCGGUGAACGCGGAAACAUGUUCCUUACCGGCCUUGCCCUGGUGUCGAGACCAACUGAGGAUAUGAUCGAUCACGUGUUGGAGCUAUGCCAGUCAAACCCAACCCGCAUUGCUAUGUUGACCCUUGGAACCCUGCUUCACAAGCACUGUGAGGAGAACAACUGCAACGAACCGGAUUACACAAGCUCCAUCUACCUUGCUGAGAAAUGGCUUCAGGGACGUCUUGGCAAGCGAUGUGACUUCAAGUCCACCCACCAGGCAGAGGAGAUCCUGAUCGCCCUGAAGGCAAUCGGUAACGCUGGUCGCCCCUCGUCCGCCCAGAACACCAUCCUUAAGUGCGCCGUUAAUGACAACCUACCAAUCAACAUGACCAUCGCUGCCCUCGAGUCCCUCCGACGCAUGCCCUGUAGGCAGGAGACAACUGAACAGCUGUUCAACAUCUACGCCUCUCACCACAACGAUGUGGAGAUCCGUGUCGCCUCUUACCUCGCCCUGCUCAAGUGCCCCAAUAAGGAGCUGUUACGCCGCAUCGCUAAGGUCCAAAGGACUGAAGUGAAUAACCAAGUCGGCUCCUUUGUCUGGUCGCACUUGACUAACGCUAUGGAGUCAACCGAGCCUGUUCACGGUCUCCCUAUGGCUAGAAUGCUCCAGAAGGCACUGGGAGGCAACGUGCUCCGUGAGUUCAACCUUAAUAGGCUUCGCUUCUCUCGCGCUGUUGAGGGAUCUUUCUACAGCGACAUCCUCCGUGCCGGUGGCUCCGUCCAAGGUCACCUGAUCUACCACCCCAACAGCUUCUUCCCCCGUAGCACUCACCUGAACAUCACCAUGGACGUGCUUGGUGCUUCCAUCAACCUGUUUGAUGCUGCAGCAAGGUUCGAGGGCUUUGAGCUGCUGAUGGAGCAGAUAUUCGGUGCUGAUGGCUACAUUCCUGACGACCGUGUCAUGGCCAUGUUCAACCUGAAGCCCCACGAGGAGCGCGACAAGACCGAGAGAGUAGUCCAGACACCUGGCAUCCUGCGUGGACGCAGAAGCAUCUUGACUGAUGACAUCAACCGCGUCGAGUCUAACCUUAAGAGUCUUAACAAGAAGAUGGACACUCGCAAGCACGCUCCUUCCGGCGCUGUCUCCGUCAAGGUCUUUGGCAACGAGAUGCGCCUUGCAAGCUUUGAUGACAUUAGCUGGCUGCAGUCUGAGGCUGACAACAUCAACUUUGUGGACUUCCUGAUGACCCUGGCCAAGGGAGGCAGCAAGACCUUUACCAAGAGCAUGGUGUUCCUGGAUGCCGAGACAACUGUCCCAACAGGUCUGGGUCUGCCACUCAAGCUUGACGUCAAGGGAACUAGCGUGGUCUCUGUUGAGAUGAAUGGCAAAUUCGACAUCAGAAACAUGUUUUGGGGUCCCAUGGCAUUUGACGUUCGUGGACACUUGAAGCCAAGUGCUGUAGUUGAGAUAGCUGGCCGCAUGGGAGUAAAUGCGUUUGUUGCGGAGGCUGGUAUUCUUGUCAACUCCUCUUUGUACACCUCCACCGAGAUCAAGGGUAACGCUACCUACAAGCAAGGACAGAUCCUUAAGUUCGAGCUUGGCGCUCCACAGAAGCCCAGCCAGAUCUUCAACGUCUCAUCCACGCUGUUCACCACAUUGAACGACAAGGAGGUUAAGAUCGAGGGAGUCAAGAGACGCAUCGAGCCCACGCCGUGCUUAAACAUGACACGCGUGCUCGGCAUCAACGUUUGUGGCCGCCUGUCGCUACCAGUUGCUUUCCGCGAGUACGAGUCACCGUUCUACCCUCUGUCGGGAUCAUCAUCUUUCAGCCUGUCAGUCAUCCCUACCGACAAGAAGCUCCGCCUUUACCAGAUCAUCUCCCAACGCCUUCCUACUGAAGACGAGAACAAAUAUGAUUUCGUCACCAAGAUCUCAACCCCCAACGCCACCUGGGAGCGUGAGUUUGUAGCGAAUGCGUCGCUGUGGCUCCUGGAUGAAGAGAAAAGUUUUAGUAUUUCCACUGGUGCUUUGGGCUACAGGUUUGGAAAGCUAGAAGGACGUUACAACAACAAGACCCACGCUGUCAACAUGACGUUCUCGGCUGCCGACAGCGUCGUCCUGAACGCCCAGUUCUUUAACUCGACUGAUUCCCUGAAGAACCGCCGCAUGGGUGCCACGUGGUCCGCUACGUACAAGAACUACACCGUGCGCCAAUUGACCGAGCUGUACAACAAGUCUGGUGUCUAUGGCAUUACCAGCAACACCACAUACUGGCCUGGAAAGUACUUGUAUGCCAAUGGUGAAGUGAACGUCCAAGACAAACGUUUCGAGAUCAUCGCUAACCACACCUGCACGAAGACCUCAAUCUGUCUAAAUGGCUCCCUUGGCGAAGAACAACAUAACAUUUUCUUCAACUUCACCAACAAGCCAACGAACUUCAGCAUCCAGACCACAGGAAAGUACAACAUAGCCGAGAAGGAGGCCGUAUUGAACACCUUUGUCAAGCCAUGCAGGCAAUCAUUCACCGUCCGUACUUCUUACGCUAACAAGGGCAUCGAGAAAGGAGUCCACUUCCGUGCUAGUCAUGACAACAAAAACCGCGUGUUUUCUUGGUACGCUGGCAUCUUGAACACAACAGAGGAAAAAGCUGUCAAAGCAAACUCAACCAUCAUGGGCAGACCCAUGGAAGCCAUCUGGACUUUCUUCAACUACACCUCCGAGCAGGGAGUGAAGUUCAACGGCACCGCCAUGGGCAAGUCCAUCAACACUGCUUUUGCUUACCUGAAGAGUGAAAAUGAGAAGUCCUUGAGGGUUAAUGCAUCUGGAUUCAACAAGCAGGCUCAAGCAGUUUGGUCCUAUAUCAACCUUGGCAGCGAGAAAAGGCUGAAGUUUAACGCAUCUGCCCUGAACAAGACCAUCAGUGCCUUGUGGUCUUACCUCAACACUGAUGCCGAAAAGAGCCUCAAAUUCGACGCAACCGCCAUGAAUAAGACCAUCAAUGCCCUCUGGUCAUACUUGAACAUUGAGAACGAGAAGACUUUGAAGUUCCACGCUUCCGCCAUGAACAAAACCAUGGAUGCUUUUUGGAGCUACGCUAAGAUCGACCGUGCUUCUAAGCUGAGCUUCAACGCCACCUUCAUGAACAAGACCAUCGAGUCUGCACUGACUUUCUUUAACCUCACGGAUGAGAAGAUCGUGAAAAUAAAUGCUACUGUUCUGAACAAGACCGUCGAGGCAAUCUGGACCCUGUUCAACUACACUAGCGAGAAGGGACUGCGAUUUGACGUCAACGGACUGAAUAAGUCUGCAAGUAUGGUCAUGAACUACAUCACCAAGCCAUCUGACAAGGCCCUGAAGAUCAACGCUACUGUAAUGAACAAGACCGUAGAGGCUAUGUGGAGUUACCUGAGCCGCGGAGAGCAGCGAUACGCUAAAUUCAACGUCAGCGCCAUGAAUAAGACCAUUGAGGCUGUCUGGACCUACUUCAACUUCGAGACUGAGAAGGGCUUAAAGUUUAACGUUGCUGGAUUCAACAAGAGCGCCGAGGUGCUGAUGGCUUUCUUCAAUGAUUCAUCAGAGAAGGGUGUCAAAUUCAACGCAACAUUGAUGAAGAAGUCGAUAAAUGCCACCCUUGCUUACUUCAAGUACGCAGACAAUAUGGGUGUGCGCUUCAAUGCUAGCUGCUUCAACAAAACCGUCGAGCUGAUGUCCAAGAUGUUCACGAAGAACGAGGAAAAGAAAUUUGUUCUUAGUGGCUCAUACCAGAACUACACCCUCGCAAUGGUAGGACUUUUCCAGAACCUGACCAUGCACAAGAGCCUCUGCAUCCACCCCGAGAUCCUGGGACGCGGCUACGGAAAGGUCUGCGCCACAUUCUCCAACAAGACUGACGAGAAGCUUAUCUCCUUCAACGUCACCGCUUUGAACCGAACCGCCGAGGUCAAGUCUCAGUGGUACAAGAAGCCGACAUUUUGUGCAAACCGCUUCACCGCCUCCUUCAACAGCACCAUAUACGUAGAGUCAUGGCUUAACUACCUGCACACCGACAGCAGCAAGGUGCUUCAGAUGAAUGCUACCGUCGCCAAGCGCUCCAUGGACGUCAAGUUCUUCUAUGAGAAGGGUAUCGAGCAGAAAAUUGCAGGUUUUAACUUCACCGUCAUGAACAAAACCAUUGGAAUGAAGACUCACCUGAUCAACCAGGAAAAGUACAAGGAGGUCGCACUCCAACUGAUGUGGAACAAGAACUACAUCGCAAAGUCGUCUCUAAGGUUCCACAACCUUACCAACUUGAAGAUUGUCAAAUUCCGCAACCAGAUUGGACAGUACACAGGUGAGCUGAAGGGUGAGUACAACCUGAGGAAUGGUAGGAGGACUUUCUUCGUGGUCCGCAUGCUGAGGAAUGGCACCAAGCAGCUCUUCUACGACAAAUUGGAGAUGAGCUAUAGCAGUUUGGAGAGCAAGAGACGCGAGCUCGAAACCUCGUACACAUUGAGAGUCCUUGGCCGCACCUUCUCUUACGGGGUGGAGUUCGCCCACCUGAACCAUUCUAGCAAGACCCGCACUCACCACGAGCUGAAAAGCAGUCUGAUCUACUCUAAAGGCAAGCGUGUAUCUAUAACCAGCAUCUUCAAGAAUGACGAGGCUGAAAUGGCGAAGAACAUCAUUGUCGAAUAUCUUCCUGGGAAGUCCAUGAGCCACCAGAUCGUCUGGUACAAGCCCGGCAAGAAGGUCUCGGCUUCAAUGGAAAUCCUCCCACGCAUUCCCUUGAUACACUCUCUUGAUUGGAACCACGAGGAGGGUCUGUUCGUCCGCCAUACGGCUUCAGUCUUUGGUAAGAGCAUUGAGAACUACUUCCGCUUCAUCGAGCGCACCGAGAGCUACGACGGACAGCUGGAGCUAUGGCCUAAGAAAUUGAUCCGAUUUAACGGGCAAUUCUCUCGCAAGAAUGGUCUGUUACUGACAUCAACCAUCAACGCUUUCCGCAAGACAUGGACUGAGAAGAUCGACUACAACAGAGCACAGAGCAAACUGUUUGUAUCCGUCGAGGUUGUCCCUAAGGUCCCUGGUGUUUUUGAGGCUAGCUGGGAUACGGCUGAGGGUCUGAAGGUCAACACAAAGCUAACCGCUUUUAAGAAAUCUCUGCAGUGGGACGGAUUCUACAAGAGACUGACCAAGACAUGGACAACUGACAUUACAGUGAUGAAGGAAAAGGUCACCUUUGUCCAGAGCUUCGACGUGAACACCAAGACACUCGCUAUGACAGCCCAGGUCCGUGAUCGCACCAUUGGCUUUCAGGGACGGUUUGACUGGAAGGCGUACGUCGCAAGUGCGUAUCUUACCUGCAAUGAACACAAAACCGGCUGGGUCAUGAAGAUGGAUCCCGAGAGGAGGAGCAUAAUGUACAACGUGACCCUGACUUCUCGAAUCUCUGCGCAGGUUUCUGCCAACAUGCCAAGUGACAAACAGAUCGAUGUCACCUUCCAGAGGAAACUCGGUGGUGACGUUGUUGUUGAGUCGCAAGUCGUGUACGAGCUCACCCCCAAGGCGAGCCGUGUCUUUGUAAAAUGGAAUACCACCACUGUCAAGUAUUUGGUUGGCCAAGUGAAGUCUCUGAAGCCUAUCAUCAUCAACGCCACUAGCAAAAUGUACAACAUGACCCUUUUCCGUGCCAAGAACCUGACCAAGGAAAUCGAAAAGAUGGUCAAGAAGUUUGAGAACAAGAUCAAGCCCUUUGUCAUGAAGUAUUACCAACACGCCAAGGCCUAUGACUUCAAGGGUCUUUACAAGAAUAUUAGCAACAUCGCCCAGAGUAUGAGCUUGAAGACAUACAACCUGACAAUGAAAGCUUACACCAUGAGCUUUCUUGCUCUCAACAAAACCAUCACAAACCUGCCCAUGCUGGUUCGCAAUGCAACCAUCUUGUACAAAAAGAUUCGCUCUGAGCUGAAUGCAAGCAUCCCUUUGAUCUACGGUAAUUGCACAGUGCAUCUCAAGAGGAUUCGCACCCAUCUUCAGCACUGCAAGCAGAACGUCACCCUGCACUUGAUGAACAUCAAUCUGCAUUUGAAGAACAUCAGCCGUGACCUGAAGAGCUGGGGUCUGAACCUCACUCAGAUGGUUGGUGACAUCAAGGUCCGAGACGAGAAACUGAGGGACAUCGCUGUGCGUGUUAUCAAGAGGAUCACACUUCUCGGUAAAGAAUUGUCCAAGAACAUGACUGUUCAGCUGAAGAAGCUUCAUGUAAAGAUCCGUGACCUAGAGAUCCGCAAGCAGAAGCUGGGACCUUUGAUGGACAAGUACAUGAUGAAGAUCCGCAUUUUUACGUGUGAUUUCAACGCAUCGUGCACCCUGAAAAAAAUCGGUGCCAUCGCCAUGAACAUCAGUCUGAAAGCAACUAACAUGACCGUUUUGAACAAGACCCUCUAUGAGCACUUCGUUGUACUGAACAAGACGUUCCAUCAGCGCUUCAUUGUACUGAACAAAACCAUUCACCAGCACUUCGUGUUCCUAAAGGAGAAGGCGAAUAACUUGAGCAGGGAGUUGAACAAAAAUAUAACUGUCCUUAAGCACAAGAUUGAGGUUCUCUCCAAGAAGCUGAUCGAACUGGCUCCUGGAUACGCUAAGAACACCACCAUAAAGUCCAUUGAGCUCGCUCGCAACCUGACAAAGGACAUCCAGAAAAUGACCAAGGAAAUCACAAGGAAGAUAAAGCUCAUGUCCUCACAAGCUAUGGAGAAGGUUGAUAAGUAUACCAAACCCUUGGCUAAGCUGAUUGUCAAAGUGUCUGUCUCCAUCUACAAUCGCGCUAAGCCUGUUGUCAUGUCAUACAUCGAGAGCGGCAAGCCUUUCCUCCAGAACCUGAAGGAUCUGAAAACAAAAGUGAUCAUGUUCAACCAGCCCAUGAUGAAGCCUCUAGGACCACUCGCCAUGGAUGUCAUCUACCAAGUCUUAAAUCUUACCAUCCACAAGCUUCCACUUGGAGUCAUGCUUGACAAUACCAUCAAGGUUACUGUCGAAGAAGGCACCAAGAUAUUCCAUGUUAUGAACCAUACUCUGUCUACCAAUGUCACAGCUGUGAUAGCUUUUAUCAACGAAUUGUCGAAGAAGACUCCUGAGCAGAUUGUUGACCUCACCAUCAUGAAAAUUACUGAGAUGGUAAAUGCUACCAAGAAAAUGGUUAACGACUCCAUUCGUCAUACCUACACUAACGCCAAGCAAGCAAUGAAGGCUUACCAGCAAUCCAUCAAGGCUUUCAACCAGACCAUCUUCAAGAUAAUCAACAUGCGUCCUGAGGACUUGGUCCAGGUUUCAAUCAUGAAAGUCCAGAUCUUCGCAAAGAACAUGACACUCCUCAUCAAGAACAUCACCGCUGAAGUCCAGAACAUCACUAAACAGCUGAAGAACCUCGACUUCGUGACGCCAGCUCAGAAGGCAUGGAAAGAGAUGGAUAUGUUCAACAAGUUCGCGUCACUUGACAUGAAGGCUAAGUGGGAGUCCAUUGUACAGAAAGUCAAGGGACACAUCGAUGCUCUUAACGUCAAGGCCCACGCUCUUAAUGUUAAGUCUCGUGCUGAGAAUUACGGAAUGAAGAUCGUCAAAGAGCUGAGGGAGAUCAGUGCUGUUGCCUACCGUGUCUACAACCUGACCGUUCGUCUAGUGCGUAUGGACAUCACACGUGAACAGUUCGUGAACGAGCUUUUGGCUGUUAUUGAGUCAGCCAAGACAGUCGGACGUAAACACUUCCAUAUUGCCAAAAACACCACCUUCGGUUUGUACGGUCUCCAUCAGCGCUACUGGAAGUCAGCCACCGUCGCUGCCUACAGCUACAAGUCGCUUUCAUCCGCAAAGGCUCAAGAAAUGUACAGUAAUACCAAGGACUAUCUGAUGGAGUUCUACAGGGAGCAUGAGGUUGAAACAAAGGAAGCCUACAACUUUUAUAAGCAGAUCGCCAUGGAUGUCUAUGACGUUGUCGAGAAGGAAGCGAGUGUCUUGAAGGACAAGGUCGCCGUGAGGAUGGACAACCUAAAGACAAAGCUGAUCAGCAGAGUUGAGAUGUUGGUUCAGAAGCUGCGUGUGUAUGAAAAUAUGACUUAUGAAGAGAUUGCCCUGAAGGUUCACAAGAUGACGAAGGACUUUGGAUUGCAACUGUACAAGAACUAUAGCAUCAAAGUGAUCAAGUUCUACAACGACACCAAGAACCUUACGAUGAGGACCUACAACUUGACAAAGGUUAUGGCCAUUAAGUACUACAACCUCAGCAAAGUCAUGGCUGUGAAAUACUAUAACCUCAGUAAAGUAAUGGCAGUCAAGUAUUACAACGAGAGCCGCGUUCACGCCAUGAGGAUCUUCAACACCACCAAAAACUUCACUCUGACUUACUACAAGAUCUAUAAGAAUAGGACCAUCAGCGCUUACUACAUGACUCGCAACAUGACACUGAAGGCACUCAACGUGACCCGCAACAUGACUAUCCGCUACAUCAAGCACUUCAACAGCAGCAUUAGACCCAUGAUUGUCGUCUACAUCGGUAAAGGCAAGGCUCUGGCUCUAAAGGCAUACAAUGAUGGUAUCCAGAUGGGCAAGCGCGGAGUUGAGAAGGUGAAGGUAUGGUAUGCCGAAAACAAGGAUAAGACCGUGGAAGAAUUGUACAACGAAGCUUAUACAAUGGUCAACACCCAAACUGAUAAGGUCGUGAAGAAGGCAAAGGCUGAGUAUGAGAGGAUUGUAAUGAAGGCCACGUCCGGGAUAAAGAAGCUGAACAAGACGCUGAUGGAAAUCAAGAAAGAUGUAGUCGCCGUAUACGACCAGACAAAGAAUGUUACCAUUAUCUCUGGCAAGCAGCUGAUCGCUAUCUUCCACCCUUACGCCAAGACCGCUCAAAACAAGACCAUGAUCAUGAUCAUUAGAAUCAGAAACGCGUCAAUCCCUUUAAUUCAGAAGGCCAAGAACUUUACUUUGGUGAAUCUUCAGAAGGCAAAGAACCUUACCCUCAUCCAAAUCCAAAAGGCUAAGAAUUACACAUUUGCCCUGUACCGCAACAUCACAAGCCGACAGGACUUCAAGAACUUGAUGAUGAAGUACCAGGUCAAGGAACGCUAUGCUAAGGUUGUCGCUAAGGUAAAGGAACUCAUCGAAAAGGUCAAGGAACUGCGCGUCAAAGCCGAGACCUACGUGAAGGAAACCAGGCCCAAAAUAGAGGCUAAGAUCAAGAAGAUCGUGCACUACAUGAACGUCACCCUCCCCGCUCUUAUGAAGCAGAAGCGUGCUGAGCUUAUGGCUAAGCGCGAUGAGAUCAUGGCCAACCCAAAGGAGUACGCAGCAAAUAUCUACGCCACAGCUGAACUCAAAGCUCGUAAGGCUUUCAAUCAGGCUAUUGAGAACACCGCCGCUGAGCAAAUUAUCAGGCACGAGAUCUGGGGCGAGCUGCUUGACGAGAUAAAGCAACAUGAAAUCAUCGAGGCUGGCAAGGAUAUCUUCGAUUUUAGCAAGGAUAAGACUACCAAGGCAAUUGCUAUUGCCACGAGCAAAGCAAAGGAACUGAAAGCGCAACUCAAAAUCAAGAUCGCAGAGCUGAAGGUCAAGGCUGAAGAGCUGAAACAGAAGGCUAAAGACAUGGUUGAGAAGACAAAGAAAUCUAUCAAGAAGGGGUUCAAUGACUUCAAGCAGAUGAAACUCCGUGAAAUCGUCGAGCACCACUAUGUCUUCAAGACCAUCGAAUUUACUAAGAACACCUCUGAGAAAAUUAAGAACAUGACCAUUCAAGCCAAGAACAUGACAAUUAAGGCUAUUGCCAUUGGCAAGGUCUUCUACAAGAACAUGACGAUCAAAGCUCAGAAGUACGUCAUCAAGAUCAAGCAGUUUGCUUUGAUUCUGAAGAAAAACGCCACCGUGAUGAUCGAAAAGUACAGACCCAUGUUCAACAAGUUCACACUCAUCGCCAAGAACUACACUCUUGUGGCCAAGAACAUGACCGUCAAGUACUACAAUAUCGCUCGUAAGUACGCAGAGAUCAAGACCAAUGAGACUCGAGUGUUUGUGAACAAGACAAUUGAGAAGGCCAUCAAAAUGUACAUGGAAAAGGUCCACUACUACAAGGCGAAGGUCGAAACCUACUACAAGACCAAGGUCAUGCCUUUCUACAAGAACAAGGUCGUCCCGUUCUACAAGAACAAAGUCAUUCCAGCCUUCGAGAAGUACACUGCUCUGGCCGACGAACUUAGCAAGAACAUGACAUUACGCGCCAAGACCUACAUCCUGAAUAGCCGUCCUUACAAGUUCAGCGUCAAGACUUACCACUUAACCGUCAAGACUCUGCGCGAUGCAAGCAAGAUGACGAUCCGUGAAUCUGUUCUUCUUAUGCGCUCUCGCGCCAUCAUUGCUUACAACUACACUGUCAACGUCACUCUUCACCUGAAGACCAAGGCCAUCAACAUGACCAAGAUGGCUGUUAAUAUGACCUUCCAGAAGUACCACGCUUCCAAGAUCUAUCUUACUAAGCUGGUCAACAACUGCACCGCGGCACUGAAACCUUGGGUGCCUACCAUUAACCAGACCAAGAACGAAAUCGUUGAGACCAUCACGUUCAUUAACAAGUACUACGGUGUUGAGGAUAAGGUCCGUGCACAAGUCGAGUACCACUACUCCAAGUUACAGUUGCACUACAAUGAGUACAAAAAACACACCGAGAGGAUGCCUGCUAUGCUGAAGUCCUCCGCGUACUCUGCUCUCGAGUUUGUCAACAAGACCAUCAGGUACGCCCAUGGUCACUUCGGCACCCUGAAUCAGACUAUGUCCGCCAAGAUGAUGAAGAUCCGUGCUUACAUGACCAAAGUACGCGAGCACCUCAUGAAGCUGAGAGCUGACCUACCGAACCACGUCCAGAUGAGUGAUGGUAUGUUUAGCCUGGUCAUCCCACACCCGCAGGAUUUUAACGGUAACAUCAAGGAUGUCUGCACCAUGGCUUGCAACAAGGCAAUCAACCUGAAGAACAAGGUGGUGAACAUGACCCGCCAUGCCAUCAACAUGACCAAGACGUACGCCAGGGUUUACCAGCUAAAGGCAAUGAACAUGACACGAGUAUGGAAGCAAAUAGCGCUUAACAAGACCACUAUCCUGAGAAUGAGAGUAUACAAACUCAGCAUGGCAUUCUACAACAGGUCAAUGAAGUGCCCCUUUAUCAAGAGACACAUGAACGCCACCAUCCACUACUUCAACAUCACUCGCCAAUUCAUUCGGGAGUUCAACAUGACCAAGAUAGUGAACCUUACCAAGACCUAUGCCCCAGUUGUGUACAACAUCUCUAAGGAGUGGUGCAUGGUCGGAUACAACGCUUCUCGUACCUUCACCCUCAAAGUGAGCGGUAUGGCAUGGAACAUCUCAUUUGACAUCUACAACUCUACGUCUAUGAAGGAAGCCCUGGAAAAGGCAAAGAGCCAUUCCAUGCAAGCAUACAACGAGACCUUGAAGAUCUAUCGUGCUUUGUACAAACACGCAAUGAUCAGAUAUGCUGAGCUUCGCAAGACCGCCGAGAAGGUGUACCAGAGCAUCGCCGAGCACCGGCUUACCCAGAAAUACAUCCACCACUCCAAGGAAUACUACAGACACUCAAGCAAGAUCCUCAAGUCUCGCACACGUCAUUUACACCGUGUGAAGAAGUACUGGCACCGCAGAAUCAACCAUAAGAUCAACCACAUCAGCAACCUCCUGAGACCUCGCAACUGGGUUCCACCAUUCAACAGCACCGCAAUGAUCUUUGGCAAGCCCCAUGUCUCCACCUUCGACAGCUUGUACUACCGGUUCCCUGGUUACAAUAAGCCCGAAUGCACAUACGUCCUUGCCCGUGAUGUCCGUGACAAUAAGUUCACCAUCAUGAGCCAAGAAGAUGCCAUGAUCCUCAUCACAGAGGAUGGCAAUGUUAAGAUCCACUCAAGUGGUCGCGUGGAAUCGAUGGUAAAGAUCGAUGCCGAGGGUAACAAAAUCCUUGACGGCUACAACAGUGAGCUGCCAGUCCAGACCAAGAACAUGACGGUGACUCGCGAGGGACCAUUCGUUGUCCUCCGUCAUGACAUUGGAAUCGAGAUCCUCUGCGACAUGGAACACAACGCAUGUACCUUCAACUUCGACAAGUGGUUCCACGGCCGCCUUGCAGGUCUCCUCGGCACCAACAACAACGAGCACCACGAUGAAAUGACCAAACCCAACGGCAAGCACGCAGGAAGCUUGAUUGAAUUCGUCAACUCCUGGGAGGUUACCAAUGACACCAAGUGCCAGAUCCAGCGCUACAUAAAGCCCAAGAGCAAGUGCCCAACAAGCCGUUACUCUAGCCGAUGCCGUGAGCUCUUCAAGGAUGAACAUUCUCCUCUGGCUCCUUUCUUCAACAUCACAAACCCUAGACCAUUUAUGCUGGCAUGCGAGGACGACUACGCCACCUGCGACAGCAAGACUGCUAAGGACAUGAAGCACUGCAACACUACCGCUGCUUACAUUGAGCUGCUGAGGAUGAAGGGCGAAUGGGCUGAAUUCCUUCCAGAAUGCGGCCGUUGUGCUAGUCACGAGAUGGGCAACACCUGGUUCCAAAAGGGCUCAAAACUCGUGGAUGUUGUCCUGAUUGUCCCCGAGACCCAGGGGAUGCGCGGAUUCGCUAAGAGGCUGCCAGAAUUCGUCUUCAGACUUCAAGAUGUCCUUCGUCAGUACUCUUUCAAGUUUGGUCUGAUCAGUUUCGGCGGAAAGGGCGCAGUCCACUCUGAGCCCCAUGUAGUAACCGUCAACGGACAGCACUUGGGAGAUGUUGAGGACGUCUCAAACGCCAUCGAGCACCUGAAGUUCGCUGACCGAGCAGACAACGAGACCGACGGAUUCGAGGCCAUCUCCAUGGCAACACGCUACCCAUUCCGCACCGGCUCUACCAAGAUCGUCCUUCUGUUAACUGCAGAUGAACGCAUCGCCCGACCUGGAACAAUGUCCGUCCGACGACUAACGAAACAACUGAAGCGUCAAGACAUCAUCUUCAACGUGAUCGGGAAGUACAAGAAACUUAACCAGAGGGUCAUCGGACAAGACUACAGAGGAAAGGUCUUUUACAGGAAAAACACAAAGGGCCAAGGAACCGGCGUUGCGCUACCCGAGGGCCAGUACAUUGAACUUAUGAAGAACACCAAGGGUUCGGUUUUCGGACUGUCCCUAUUCGCCUCGGACAACACCAAGCUCUCAGACGCAGUGCGUAUGGCCUCAACGAACGCGUGGAAGGAGCAGAUCAAGCUCGAUCAGAUCGGGUGCAAGGAAUGUUCCUGUGUACAUGGAUACGUCGGAGAAGGCAGAACCAUCUGCAAGAUCAACGAAUUACAUAAUAAGUGCUGAGCAUGACAAAACCGAGUCAUGUGAAGUGCCUGUUAAGAACCCCGUGACAACCCAUCCAGGAGUUGUACAAAGGAUUCCAGGACUUGACUUUGAGAACAUCUAACGUUCUAGUAGUACCAUACAUCCACGCAUAAUCUCUGAUUUACUCGUCACUGUAAUAAGCUUUGUUUACACUAUAGUUAAGUAAAUUGAUUAAUUUAAGGUAAAAGGUGUUGGUGUUUGCUUGCCGUUCUGCAAUAUAUGUAAUUGUUACGCUAUCGAUGAUUGACUUGUCAGCCUUUUGUGGCUGUGAGAUGUGGUGUGAUCGGGGUUUCCUUGACCAACAAAAAAAUUGGUUCGUUGUAGAACCGGGGAAAUGAUUAUUACCAAUCAAUAUUUCAACAAUUCACCCUACGUCAUCGGAAACUGAAAAUUGAACAUAACUUUAUGAAAUAAUUGUUACAUCAACAAAGAACUGAUAAAAAGUACUGCUCAUAAUGUCAACUUUACUUUUUUGCUCUAUUUAUUGGUAGACAGUUUCGGUUUCCGUACGCAGUGAGGUGGUGCUAUGAUUAGUAUUGGGUUUUGUUUAUUAUAAUUAGUAAGUCCAGUAUCGGAGUAUGACGAAGUCAGUGAAAAACGAAUGUGAAUCUGACUUUCGAUGUGAUGCUGUACAAUGUUUAAAUAAAGACAGUUUGCAUUCAAAA
This is a messenger RNA of Nematostella vectensis (starlet sea anemone), 15338 nucleotides long. RefSeq lists its product as uncharacterized. The record is from RefSeq and is a predicted model, not a curated record. The transcript is spliced from 22 exons. Gene Ontology annotation, molecular function: lipid carrier activity. Lineage: Eukaryota; Metazoa; Cnidaria; Anthozoa; Actiniaria; Edwardsiidae. The coding region runs from base 91 to 14652 and encodes 4853 amino acids. Gene Ontology annotation, biological process: lipid transport.